AUGCCAAACACCACCUACUGCAAAGAAUGGGUCACCACCGAAGAGGCGUUACCGCUGCCUUCACAGCCGUUUCUCACAGCAUACAUGAGCGUGCUUGCUCUGGCAGCACUGGUCUUUGGCAUCACGAUCCGUAGCCUACGGCCUCAGGCCGUGCGGCGCCUUCUGGCCGAUGCUGGAGUGGCGAUGCACAAGGUGAAAAAGACUGCAACGGAGAUCGAGCGCAAGAUCUUCCACCUCUGCGGUUUGCUGGUUCCCCUGGCCUACCAGCUCUUGCUCACUCACGGCGUGUCCAGAAGUUUCUGCGUGCAGCUCUGCUGGCUGAUCACGGUGCUCGGGGUCAGUGCGGACUGGCUGCGCGUACACGUCCCCUUCGUCCGGGAUAAUUGGCCCCUGAAGUCCAUCCUUCGAGAGAAGGAGGCGGACCGGCUCUGUGGAGGGAGCUAUUUCUCCCUGGGUUGCACGCUGGCCAUCCAGAUGUUUGCGCCCGUGAUAGCAAUGACGUCCAUUCUCUUUCUCGUAAUGGGAGACAUGGCAGCAGCCCUCAUCGGCCGAUCCUUUGGCCAGAGCAUCUGCAGCAUAGGCAUUGGGCCUGGCGGCAAAAAAUCCGUGGAAGGGAGCACGGCUAUGUUCAUGACCUGCUUCGUCUUCGGAUGCACGCUUUUCAGCCCCGUGCACUUACGGGAAUAUGCCGUGGCGAUUGGCUCGCUGGUGGCCACUCUCACUGAGCUUUACGAGCCUUUGGGGAUCAACGACAACGUGACCAUUCCACUUCUAAGUGGGGUAGCGCUGACCUUCGGUUUCGCACGGACAUACUCCUGCGAGCCAGCGCGAAGCCCUUUGCUGUGGUAUUUGAGACUAAUUCAGGAUCCUCGGAUGUUCGCAGUUCUUUUCCUUGAUCUGCCGCGAGAGCCAGUGACGGAUCCUGCAGCCAUCUCGAAGCGCUCAGUGCAGUUCUCGGAAUGGGAGAAGGGGCGCGCCUUUCGAUUUCCGCUAGAUCGUUUCCCAGAGUGCUUCCACCGUGCUGACCUGAGACUUUGCUGGGCUUUGCUCGUGUUGGGCUCGGACUUGGACAGGUUGCCUGAGGAGCCGAAGUCCUGGGCCGAGGCACAGCGGGAGCGAGGCUUGCGGCGUGAUGGCCGGGCAGGCGUGGAAGGCGAAGAUGCGGAGAACCAGCCACCGCGGAUGAAUGUCGGGGAGAGUGCCAUCGAGAAGGCUUUGGAGGAUGUGCAGACGGCUUUGAAGGCCACGGAGAGCUUGCGCCUUGGCGGACUCCGCACACACCGCGGACUCCGUGGAGCUGUGAGCCACCGACCGCUUCUUACGGACCGGAGUGGCAGUGAGACAUGCUGCCACGACGACGGAGCAGAGCCUCAGGAUGCAAGAAGCUGGCUACGCCAGCCUAAGUUUGUUAGCCGCGACCGCGACCCAGGAAGGCGCCGAGCCAGCACCGGCUCUGUGCCGCAGGUUCUUGGCACCACGCAUGGUGCCUCGGAGGCCUUGGCGCGGGCGCGGCGGUUGCAGAAGGAGACGGGGAGUGGAGCCAUGGACGAAGGGGAGCGGCGAGCCUUCUAG
This is a messenger RNA of Symbiodinium necroappetens, 1572 nucleotides long. NCBI's taxonomy places the organism in Eukaryota, Dinophyceae, Suessiales, Symbiodiniaceae. The record is from the annotation of a GenBank genome assembly.